Molecule: messenger RNA, 2178 nt
Organism: Aspergillus nomiae NRRL 13137
Lineage: Eukaryota; Fungi; Ascomycota; Eurotiomycetes; Eurotiales; Aspergillaceae
Exons: 4
Coding region: 1-2178 (725 amino acids)
Molecular function (GO): transmembrane monodehydroascorbate reductase activity
Source: RefSeq, a predicted model, not a curated record
AUGACUGGUAACUCGGAUCUCACGGCUCCUGGGAGCAGUUCGUAUGCCUCGGAUACUCUACAUGUUGGCGACGGGACAUGGGAUGCAGGGCGCGAUACAUUCCUCUUGCCCAACUUGAUGGGGGUCAAUUUUGAUACAAUGCGAUACAAUGGCAUGGGAAACCGAUUCAAGGAUAUGCCCUACUAUCAUACCCUAAUAGUCGUACAUGGGGUGAUUGGGACAAUCGUAUUCCUGGGUCUUGUUCCGAUAUCAAUAUUAAUCAUUCGAUACUACUCUCGAUGGAAUCCGUUUGUGGCUUUCAAGUUGCAUGCCUGGUUCCAAGUCCUAACUCUACUGCUAAGCACAGUAGUGUUCGUCUGCGGAUGGUUUGCAGUUGGGCCGGAGAGGAGUCUCACAAACCCUCACCACGGGAUUGGACUGGCAAUCUAUGUUAUGGUUGUCUUUCAGAUCCUGUGGGGCUGGUUUCUCCACAAAGUAGAAAGCAAGCGGCAAAGAUAUCGAGUGCCCUUGAAAUUAGUGAUCCACCGGUGGAUUGGCCGGGCUCUUGCCAUCCUCGGACUCAUUCAGAUCCCCUUAGGACUCACCCUUUAUGGUUCACCAAAGUCGUUGUUCAUAUUAUAUUCUGUCGCUGCCUUUGCCCUCUUGGUUACGUUUUUCGUCCUGUCGUACCUAUAUGAUGAUGAGGGCUACCCACCGGGACCCGACCUUGACAGUCGACAUAGCUAUGUCUCUGGACCCCCGGCCCCCGGCCCUGCUGGUCAUCGCCAGAGCAGUUUCGGGCGAAUGGCGGCCGCGGGAGCCGCAGGAGCAGGACUAGCUUCACUCUUCAAGCGUCGCUCUCAGAGUAGGGGAAGAGAUGGUUAUGAGGACUCUCAUACGUCUUAUAUGUCGGAAAAGUACUCAGAUGAAGGAGCUCAGCGCAAAGGCUGGGGCGGUAAACUGCUUAAACUUGGUGCGGUGGGCGGUGGCGCUUUCCUCGCUAAGAAGUUCUUCGACAGGAGACAAAACCGAGAUAAUGAUGCCGAAUCUGGCCGGUAUCGGCGCGCCCAUAACCGAAGUGACAGCAUGACGGAGACCACGAUGAGUAGGAUGGAAGAUGGACGACGACCCGAACCAAGUCACAGAACCCCUCUCAAUCGCCCACCGAGCCGACCCCCGAGUAGACCUCAAAGUCCCGGGUCAUCAUACUACUACAAUACAACUUACUUUUCCGAUAACGACCAUGACCGACCUAACAAAGCUCGAAAUGCCCUGUUUGGUGCGGGCGCCUUUGCGGCCCUCAAAAACAUGUUUACUCGUCGCAAGGCAAAUGAUGAUGAUCGUCGUGUAGAAGAUAUGCGCCGUCGAGAGAUGGAGGAGGAAAGGCUUGCCCGAGCAGACAGCAAACGACGCUAUACUGGGGAUGGGUACCCGCCUCGCAGACGAACCGACUCCUUCACCGCGACUGACAUCUCCUCCACUGAGUUGACACGACCUCCGCGGGGACCUCAACACGGAGAAUCAGCUUUAUCUGGUGACCCGGCCAUGUCUGGAGCAAUCGAUGGGCAUCAUUCCGAUUUACCCCCAGGUGCACCUACCUCGGAAAUGCCAGGUCAUGCUCCCUCUCGACUUGAUCCCUCUGAUAUUGGGGCGGGAGCCGCCGCUGGAAGUGCCCUGGGUGCUGCCUCCAGCCAUCGCCGCCGAAGCAGCAGCAGGCACCGGAGCAGUAGUAGACACAGAGAUGAUCACACGAGCUCCCCACCAGUAUCGGUGAAAGUCAAAAUGCACAACGAUGGUCGGCAUGUCACACUCAGAAGGUUAACGGAGGAAGAGGCAGCCGCAAGUCGCGAAGCAAGACGUAGGGAACGGAGAAAUUCUCGUCGUCGCGCCGGAAGCGCAAGCUCCCUGUCAGGCAACGAAGGAGCUGCCGCUGCUGCUGCCGCCGCUGGAAUGUCCACAGCCCCAUCUGGAAGCGUACCUCCACCACCUAUCCCCCCGCCCCAGAACAUGAGCCAUAUGGCUCCCCCUCCCCCGCCACAUGUACCUUCCAGUCUGCCGUAUGGCCCAGGGAGCGUCACAUCCCCUGGUACAUAUACCGGUACAGAAGCAAGCGGAGACUACGCAAGCAAUCGGCGACGAAGACGAGCGGAACGAGCUCGCGCCCGACAAGAACGACAACACAGCGUGGAUUUCACUUGA